Messenger RNA from Toxoplasma gondii ME49, 7329 nucleotides. RefSeq lists its product as hypothetical. Bases 1 to 7329 code for a protein of 2442 amino acids. Gene Ontology annotation, cellular component: cullin-RING ubiquitin ligase complex. The record is from RefSeq and is a predicted model, not a curated record. NCBI's taxonomy places the organism in Eukaryota, Apicomplexa, Conoidasida, Eucoccidiorida, Sarcocystidae. Gene Ontology annotation, biological process: protein ubiquitination; ubiquitin-dependent protein catabolic process. The transcript has 12 exons. Gene Ontology annotation, molecular function: ubiquitin protein ligase binding.
AUGGGGGGAGGCAUGGGCGAGGCGGUGAGGAAGAGGAACUAUACGCGGCCACAGGAGGGACAGAACCUGAGAAAGAAAGACGACCAUUUGAGCGAGCAGCUCCUGACAGGAAAGAGAAUGAUACUGAACCCCCGGUCGUGUCGCGUCUCCUACUGGCUCUUCUGCUCGCUUCUCUACGUCUUCGCCCAUCAACGACUCAUUCAUCGGCCUCGCCUCAAUUCCCUUCUGCGUCUUCUUCUGCCCUCAUCAUCUCCGUCUUCGUCCUCUGCUCCUUCACCCUCUUCUUCCUCCUCUUCUUCGCCUGCCUCUUCGUCUUCUUCGUCUUUGCCUUCCUCUUCUUCGUCUGUGUCCUCUAGCGCGUUUUCCUCCUCAACUUCCUGUCCCUCGUUUUGUGCUACGGACGCUCCCCCACUCUCGUCCUCUGCUUCCUGUCUGAAGCCUCUACAGAGGAGAGACGAGCAUGUUGAUCGGGAGCGCGCGGCUGCGCUGCACAGCGAAACUCUCUCUGAGGAAAACAGCAGCAUACCCAUUUUUAGCUCUGCAUCUGCAGGCACCAACCAUGCCCCGCUUUCGCCUGCUGAUUCUUCUUCUCCUCCUGUCUCUCCUACGUGUCUCUUGUCCGCUCCCGCCCCUGUUGAGUUCGUUGUCAGACUCGUGAGUGUGUGGCGCGAAUAUCUUCAUUUUGCGCAUGCACUGCGGAAAAUCUUUGCUCCAAUUCAUGACGCGACUGCGGCGUUCCUGAGAGCCGCUUCUCCCCACCUUUUUCACUCUCCUUCCCGACACCUGUGGAAGCCUCAUACGUUACGCGAAUCUUCUGAAACGCUUUCAGCUGCAGAAGCGGUGCUCCAGCCACAUCGGCGCGACGGCAUGCAGCUGAAAAUGCGCUGGGGGUCCGCUACUCAUUUGCCGUCCUCAGCUGCUUCUUCUGCCGCUUCCUCCCGACCCCCCUCGUCUGCAGAAACAUCUCCAGGGACGGAGGCGAGCAAGGAAAACACAGUCCUUCCCACAGACGAGGAGCAGGAGCUGUUCGCGACAGAGGAGACAACGGAAGACGCAGCCAAAAUUGAGAGGGAACAGCCCACUGACAGGAGCUCGAAACGGGGAAGGAAGGAGGACGGAUUCCGACAGAAAAGACCUCUGCAUGCCUCAUGUCUGAAGAAAAGAGGCAGAGAUGAUGAAGUGUAUGACUCAAGACUUGCGACGCUGUCGCCUUCCGCUGUUGCUGCCUUAGUGUGUCAGAAUCUCCGCUCGCUUUGUCCUUGCUCUGUUCCCCGAAUAAAAACCGAUUCGAAGAAACAGGAGACGCGAGAGAAGGCAGGGAACAGAGAAAAACCAGAGCCCGACACUGGAGACCAGCCGCAGGGCGACGAACGCACCUUGGAGGAGACAAAGGGAAGAAAGGAGACAGAGGCAAACAGGAUUUCUCAGAGCGCAGUGGCAGCUUCUGCAGCUGCAAUGCAAGAUGCGGCGUUUCCUCUCGACAGUGCAGCUCUGCGUAUCUUUCGAUCGCUGCUUUCCCCAGACUGCCUGCUCGCCCUGAGUGCCUCAGUGAACUUCUGCUUGAAGGACAAACGUGUUGGUGCAGUGAAAGAGGUCGUCCGGCGAAUACUCCCAGUCUCCCCGUCGCCCUCUCUUCUGUCUUCCGUCUCGGCGUCUUCCUUUUCUUCUUCCCCUUUAUCGUGCUCAGCUUCUUCUCCUCCUCGUCUCGGUCGCAAUGGUUCCUCCCCUUUGCCUGGUACGUGUCAUCCUUCCUCAACAUUCGUCUCCUCCCAGUCGCCUUCGACCUCUCUCGAAUCGAGUUCGUGUCUCUCCCACACAUCCGGGAAGCCCCGCUGCAAGCCUGGAGUGUCUUCUUCAUCUCCACAGAAAACGUCCGUCACGCGCAACAGCGGCCCUCUUCCUGCCUCGGCGCCUUCCUCUGGUCUCGCUGCCCCGUCGUCGUUAGGUCUCCAUCCUCUCAUUCUCCGGGAGGCUCUCGUUCUGCUCAAGCGCGUGUCUGACUACACCGUGCCUGUUCGUCUUCUUUCGCUGCCUGCUUGGGAGAGAGACCAGCGCCGAGAGGAAGAAGAGCGAGAGAGACGAAGGAAAGCGCGACAGCGUGCAACGGAGGCAAGCGAUAAGCGACGAGACGAGAAGAAGAAGCACGAAGGGGACGGCAGGGAUACCACCUCUUGCGUUCGCAGGGAGGCUCAACAGAUGCUCGACGAUGCACUGAAAAGCCAAGGAGAAAGUAAAGACUCUCUCAAAGAGGCAGCAAAGCAAAAGAUUGAAGCGAAGCUCGGCGACAUCGGAACAAAGAGUUCAGCUGCUUCUGUUCGAGUGGUGCAGAACUUGGCCCAAAAUGACAUCGGAGACACCAGCUUGACGGCGGAUCCCGGUCAUCUGGAAGAAGACCAGAAAGGGCCAAGAACACAGACAGGAAAACAAAGAAGAGGCCUGCCCUGGGGCGCUCCGCAGUGGGUCGGCGGAGGAGUGACAAAGAGCGUUUGGGGUGGCAGCAUCAAAGGGGCAGAAAAAUUCAACUGGUGGCUCAUGCGGAAGGCAGGAAAGCUUUAUCUGUCGAUUGCAGCGAGUCUACUUCAAACCCAAAACCUGCCACUUCCGGUGUACGUACAGUUGGCCCUCCACUUUCUGCAAGCAGAGUCGGAGAUCGACCAGCAGUGCUUCGAUCCGCAAGCUCGCGAAAAUCUGCAAACGGCAGUGGCGGCUGCACUUCUGCGCUUCCCCAUCCACCAAGUGCUGAACCUGCCGCCGGGACUCGGUGCCCUCUUGUCUUCAGGAGACUGGGAAACACUUCGUUUACUCUUCACCGUUCUGAGACGCUGGCCGGAAGACGCUUUCACACGAUUCGUCGCCGAGUGCCGUCUUUACUGGAUUUCUCGUUUCUCUUCUGCUUUGUCUAUGACUCAUCCCACUCACUGCUCUACGGAUCCUCCCCACGAUUCCUCAAAUUCUUCAUCUUCUUCCAACUCGAUUCCUUCAGCAUCAUGUGCCUCGGCAUCGUCUCCUUCGCUCUCGUGCUCGGGUGCCUCUGCUCUAGCGAGGCCAGUCUCGGUUGCCCGCGCCUCUCCACCUCUCUCCUUCUUGGUGGCACGGCUGUCGUUUCUAGUCGAAGAAAGGGCCAAGACAGAAAAGGAACUCACGCGACAUUUCGGAGACCAUCCGGCUCUACGCCAGGCGCGAGACGAUGCCUUUCAAACGGUGCUAAAUGGAUCGAAUUUUGCCUCGAUUCUCUCGACGUAUCAGGGACCGCCGGUUACUCCCUCGGACCCUCAAUUCACAGCUUCUCUUUCUUCAUCCUCCUCGAGUUCUGCUGUUCUUCCCUCUCUUCCUUCUUUCUCUGACGCUCGAUCUUGCGCCCCUGCUUCUUCGCAAACCCCCCCACUAACGCCCUCAUCAUCAUCUUUUUCGACUUCCUCGUCUUCUCGAGUCUCGGAGUCGACGGCGUCUGAUUUGCACGCCAGCCUCCUCAAAGCCAAGGAAAACCUCCCUCUGUCUCUUGUUCUUCAAGCCCCAUCUGCUUCGUUGUCCUCCUUCUUUCUCCUUCUUCCUGCGCUCUUUCCGCUCUCAACAGCCUCGUCCACUCCCCCUCCGUCGCUUCUCCUCAGUGCCGCUGUCGUAGAUUAUAUUGACCAGACACUCAGAGAAACCCCGCGUGCUUCUAAUGUGCAUGCGCUGACUGCCGAUUCACAGCGAGCACGAGACGGUACCGGUCGCAUAUCAAGAGUCGAAAGGGAAGCGAAAAAACGCGACUGUAUCACCGGGAACACAGGCCGUCUUGGCACAUCCCAAGGACACUGGCUGGCCAGUCUAUGCCAGGUAGUGCAGCAUUUGCAGGAUCGGGAGACAUUUUGCAGUCUGUUUCGCCUCCGCCUCGCGCGCCGCCUUCUCAGCAACGCUUUACGCGUUCCAGAUGUGCCGUCAUGUCGCCGAGACGACUUUUCUUCUCUUGUCUCCUCGUCCGUUUCCCCGCGUUUCUCCCGCGGUACUUCUCUCCUCUCGCCGCCGACCUUUGGUGGGCCAUCGGAGCCAGGCGAUUCUCGCGAGCAGCUAAGAAAGGAGCACGUGGAGGAGAAGGAGGCGCUCCGAGAGAAAGGGGAGGGCUUCAAUGAAAGAGAGGGUCGAGACGAGCAUGUUACCAGCUGUUUGGAACUCGACAACGGACCUUCAAGACGCCCAAAAAGAAUGGAACUCCCUCGUGCCCAUGCAAAGUCGAGAAAUAGUUGUGCAACUAUUGUUCAUCCAGGGACGGGAGAAGACUCAGCAAGAGCAGGUGCAGAGGAAGGAGAGGCGAAAACAACUCUCAAGGAUCACGGGGAGAGAGACAAGCAGCUGGAAGCAAGGGAGACAGAACGACUCAAUGGAGAUCCUGAGUGUCUGAAAAGGCGCCUUGUGCCUUCGACGAGCAACGCGUACACCUUUGUGCGUUCCUCUCGUCAUUUUGGCAGACGCGGAGAAGACGUCGAACCAUGCAAAGUACGCAGAACCUACAAAGAGAUUAACGAACAAGGCAACACAGGUGAGGGCGCGUCCUCCCAGUUGGAGGCAAGGACUCCGGAAGAAGUGGAGGCGAAGGAGGCUGUCUGUUGUCUUAACAGCGAGGUGCAUUUGCGAGGCGAGGAGAGACGAUCGAACGGCCGGGUAGACACGAGGAGCCCAGGCAGCAGAAGCCUGGAGCAGCGGGAGAAAGCGAGACUGAAGACGGAACAACGAGUCGCCCAAGCCGUCUUGGAAGCGGCAGUCGGAGACUUCAGCAGGCAACAGGAAAGCUGGAAGUUGAGGCAGAUGUUUGAAGACCUGGCCGUUGCGGUGCGUGUGAAGGAAGCAUUUGAACAGGGUCAGCGCGACCGAGAGGAAAGACGCGAAAAGGAGGACAGAAGAAACACACAAACCUCGUGGAAGCCGAAGCUCCACGCCGUGCAGCAAGAAGAAACCACAUGCACUGCUGAGGAACGAGGCAAAUCCCAGUGCGUAGCAAUGCACACCGAGGCAGGGGAGCGAGGAAACUUGCCAAGAAACAGCAUGGCUCCUUUGAAUCCUAGGCCUGGCAGGAACACCCAACUCCUGGCGUCGGCCUCUACUGUCACCUCGUUUAAUUCUUCGGUGCCGCUCCCUUCCUCAAACGUUUUGUUUCACCCUCUGAUUCUUACGCAGCACGCGUGGGCGCAUGCGCUGCCUGCCAGCGACCUUUAUCUGCCGUCUUCUUCCUUUGUCGACGAGUCAGGCCGCUCUGCCUCUGUCCCCUCUUCUUCUGGCUCGACUUCAACUCUGUCGAGCUCUUCUCCAACUCCAGCGCGACGCGGAGCUUCUCCUAGAGCAGCGACUGUUGCCCAUGCAUGCAGGCCUCUGAGAGACUUCCAGGAGCAGCUGAUUGCUAUAGGACAGACAGAGCCGGGUGGAACCGGGCUGCUUGACCCCGGCGUCGAGGCGAAGAAAAACGACGAUGCGAAGAAACCUGAGAAAACAAGAGACUAUCAGGUCCUGUCUGUGAUGAGGGUCGGCGACCUUUGGCUGCCGCGAUACCUCGGGAUCCCUUUAAAGAAAUUCACGGAGUUCUACAAGGCCCGUUUCGCCGAGCGACGCCUCACAUGGCACAUUCGCCUCAGUCGCAUGCAGCUCUACUGCUAUGAUACCAACGCGACAAAGAACCCCAAAAGAACGCCAAACGCGCAGAACGUUGCUUCUUCUUCUACGCUUCUGAACGUCCCUGCUGUCAUUGGAUGUAUUCUUCUUCUGUUCAACACGCGGACGACGCUGUCUAUGCAGGAAAUUUCCACGCACACAGGCCUCGCAGAAUGGGAAGUGAAGAAAGUUCUUGUCUCUCUACUCGCCCCGCCUCAGCAGCUUCUCCUCCUUUUAGCGACCGACGUCAAAGCGCUGGAUGUUGCGGGAAAAGGACAUUGCUUUUCCAGCGCAGAGGAGAACCAAGAUCUCUCCCGUUUUGUCUCGACCGGGGGAGGAAGAGACAAGGGGGAAAUCGAUGAAGAAAAAGAGAUGCAAGGCAAUGGCCAGCGACUGAGCUGCGAGGCAGAGCAGAGACCCCAGGAGAAGAAGGCGAUGAAGACUAUCACAGAGGAAUGCAGGGUUGCCUCGCCCUCUGUGUCUUUUCUUCAACUUUGGCGACAAAUGCGCGAAAAUGCGGAGACGCAGUUCUCUCUGAAUGAGGGAUUCUUCGCCAUACCUAGAGGAAACUGCGAAGUCGUGGACAUACACCCAAUCGAGGAUGCCGCCUUGACUCUUCUAACUCGAGAUGCUGAUGGCCACAAAACCAGUAGCGACGCUCGCGGCCUUCUGUCCAGCCACCCGCUGUUUGCGGCGUAUUCGUCGGUUCUCCCUCCGGACGUUUCCCCUGCCUCCUCCGUCUCUGUCCCGGCAACCUCUUCUCUGUCUGGUGUCGCCUUCUCUCGCCCUGAGUUUGCCCGCAUGUCAAGCCAGAACGCGCGCUUCCCUUGUGCAUGCUCGUCACUGUCCCUCUCUCUGGACUCGCCUGCUUUCCUGGAGGCCACGAUUGUGAGAAUACUAAAGAGGCAUAGACGCUUAAGUCACUCGGACCUUUUUGAAAGAGUUCAACUGUGUGUCCGCUCGAAACACUCAAUUGCAAGCCGUCGUGAGCAGGAGGUAGUGAACCGGUUGAAGAAGUCACUGACCUCUCGCGAGGAAGUCAGCCACGAUGAAACCGAGGCAACAACGACGAGAGAAGCUCUGGAGACCACAGUCGUGAACCGUGCUGAAGUUCCGCCUCCGGAUCGUAUGAGUGAAGGGACAGGAAGCACCUGUCAUGGAGUGCUCAGCCUCCCUCGAUCUACAAAAAGGAUGAGGACUGCGCGGACACAGAUUCCAGAGUUCGCGGGAAAAGAAACAAAGAACGACCAACUGGAACUGGAUCCAGGGCAGACGCGCUUGCCAAGACAGCCCUCAAGCGACGCCACCUUGGAUAGCGGGCCGGUCAACGAGGAGAGCGAAACAAAGAAGCCAGCGCGCUGGGAGGAACAAGACAGAACCGGGUGUGAAAACGGAGAGGGGGGAGGUCACGGCGCUUGUCCAGGCACUGCUGAGGCAGCGCAGAAGCCCUACACUGGCAACGAAGACGGCUGUGAGCAGAAGGUGUCGCAGAUUCACGGAGUGGUGGUGAAGGGGAGCGUUUCCACUGUGGAGAUGGAGAAUUCGUCAAACGAGCCGAAGAUGAGACUCGAAGAGAACGGUCAGAGCGACACGACUGGCGUUUCAGUCCCGAUGGCAGUCUUCAAGAAGAGACUGGAGAGCCUCGUGGAACGCGAAUUCAUUGCAAGGGACGAACGCGAUCCGACGAUGUAUGUCUACCUCCCUUGA